Messenger RNA from Cuscuta epithymum, 1301 nucleotides. Lineage: Eukaryota; Viridiplantae; Streptophyta; Magnoliopsida; Solanales; Convolvulaceae. The record is from the annotation of a GenBank genome assembly.
CCAGGAGCCACCUAUAAAUAUGCUCAAUUAUACUCCAUGGAAUAUAAUCGGAUUCACAACCGGAUCAGAGUAUUAUACCGCGUAUAUCUGAACUCUCUUGCUUGCAAGCUGGCCGGUACAAAAGAUGGAAAAUAAAAUGAGAAUCAGACAUGUGGUUCAGCUAGUUGCUCUGGCAGCCUUAUUAGUCUCAUUUGAAUCAAGUGCGGCGGCGCCGGCGGAGAAUGACGGUGGUGGUCUCAUCGGAGCCACUUGCAAAAACACGCCAAACUAUACACUCUGCUUCGAUACCCUGUCCUCCGACCCUAAAGCGUCCAAAGGGGACCUCACUACCCUGGCGCUAAUCAUGGUGGAUGCCGUCAAAUCCAAGGCCAACCAGACAGCCGCCGUGAUCUCCGGCCUCCGACCCGGGGGUAGUAAGCCGGCGGCGGCGCUGAAGGAGUGCGCUUUUCAGUACAAGGUCAUUCUCACCGUCAGCGUGCCGGAAGCAGUCGAAGCUUUAACCAAAGGGGAUCCGAAGUUUGCCGAGGACGGCGUGGUAGGCUCGGCUAGCUGUGCCGCCGCGUGCGAGACGGCUUUCACGACUGCCGGAAAAUCGCCGCUCACCGAUCUUAACAAGGCUGUGCAGGACCUAUCCGACGUCGCUAGAGCAAUCAUUAGAAAUUUGUUGUGAUUUUAUUGCUCCCUCCUCCAAUUUGAUGAUGAUGUGAUUACACUUUACGAGAUUUGAACAACAAUAAAUUUAACCGAAUGUGUUAAAAGUUUACAUAUUCAAAUAUUACGUUGAAAGUUUUGCAAAAUUGCAAAAUAAAAAAUCAUUUUUUUUGAUAAAGUAAGAGAUUAAGAGUACAUAGUUUGUUUUGAUCAAGUGAAUAAGAAACAUGAUCAUCAAAUUAGGACAGAAGUAGUAGAAGAAAACUAGUGUGUGUACGUGAAUAUACGGUAAAAUAAAAUAUGUGUGUAAAGUUUGUUUUUAAAUGUAGGACAAUGAAUUGUAUGUGAAUUCAUCACUCAGUGUUUAAAAAAACAAUUCGACAAUGAAUAGAGCUGUCAAAUGAAUCAAAGCCCACAAGGCUAGCCCAUUUCAUUCAUUUCAUUAUGAGUUAGAGUUAUCACUUUUUAUCCUGAUGAACUCAUCAGUUUCGUGGGUCAACCUGCACUAGUUCCAGGUUAAGUGGAUCGACACCGACGACACAUGCAAGUUAAGAGUUAUCCAAAAUACAAGUAUCUAUUUUUGAGUUUCAUUGUAUUCAAUAUUGAUUGUUUACUACCAUAAAGAUUUUCAAAUAUACUUAUUAUUUUAC